AUUUCCCUCUUGCUUCCUGGUGGGUAUAUUUGCCACACAGAUUAUACCUUCCGCCAUUGCCUUCUAACGAAGCUGCCUCUUCGAUAUCUAGGAAGUGAGGAAGAAGGGUUUAUCUUCCCUCUGGGAUCUCGGAGCUUCCACUUCAAACUACAAUGGCUUUAUCAACGUUGGCACGACCAGACCUACGCUCUCGCUCGGGGAGAGAUCACGAUGUAGCCACUGAACUUCGCAGGCAUCUUGCAAUUUUACAACAAAGUGCGAGAGAUUUUGCAGAGCAGCGACAAGAAACUGUAAAGAUUCUGCGUGCAAUAGUCAAGGAUCUACGUACGUGGCAUGAACGCGCGAGAAAGGCCAAGGUUUAUGGCGGAGGAGCAGGACUCGCCGGUGCCGUACUGGUUUUAGGAGGUGCUAUGUUCCCUAGUUUGCGAGUGGCUUUACGCCUUGGUGCUGUCAUCGGUGGCUUAGGCACGGCAGUCAACGUGGGAGGAAUCGUUGUCGAUACGUGGACCUCCAAUUCAGUCGCUGAGGAGGUUAAGCAGAUACUAGAGAGAGAUAGAAAGGCAUUUGAUCAGUUUGUCAGUGUGGUGGAAAGGUCAAAGUCCUCCUGGUUUGUCAAUUCGGCAGGAAUAGUGAGUCCCGCCGUCACCAAACUACUCGGCAAGGUAAACAAGGAAGUGAACCCAAUUGAGUCUUUGUUUAGAUUUAUCUCAGCGGCUGGUGAGGAGUUGGGCGUGGGAUCGGUUGUAGCUGGCGCCGCUUUAUUCACCAUUGCAGCGGUUCCACUAAAUCUUUUUUCGUUGAUAACCAACGUGAACACAAGCGAUCCCAAAAUAGUACAAGCAAUCGACAGCGUGAUUAAAAUCCUCGAAUGCCCUGGUGAUGAGAUACAAAAAGCUCUAUCAUGCAUGGUUCAGUGAUCUCAUUAUAUGCAUGAAGUGGGUUGGGGUUGCGAGGGCAGAAGAAAUGAAUUCAUCAGAUGUUUUCUAAACCAACUUCGAGAUUGAGCAAAUCCAAAACUGGGAUACAAAACGUGGACAAACUCCAAGUCGAAAAUACUCAGAAACAAUACAAGUGAGAAACUGUCUUGGCCUAAAAAACAGAAGAAAAAAGAUUUACAGAAUAUUUUGUAGAAGCGAAUUUCUGGCUAAACCUUCCACAAAACUGCCCAUAGCGACUACAUAAUACACGUACUAUCGUCGGUCACGGUGACAUUUGACCCACAUUAGGUUGCCUCUCAGACUAUUCGAAUUAACAAUGUGCAUAAUCGUGGCAUUCAAAGUACUCUCUGCGCAAAAAGACGUAGCACACGUUCUGUUUAAUUUUUUUUUUACACCAUCCAAACUAAGUUCUUUUAUCCGUUUAUUGAUUAAUGAUCCACCGAGUUUUCCUUUUUAAACAUCCAGUUUCGGACCAGCAUAAAAACGGUGGAUGCCUCAUUAAUGUAUAACUGUUCUGUUCAUCGAAAACUUUGUAGUCCUGAGAAUAUUAAGCUUGUCACAAGAUAUGUGAUUCACAUACCGGUAGUUAAACCGGUUGUGGAGUUGUUGCUGUUGACAUGUAUCAAGUGUCACUCAGAAUUACACCAUUCAAUUAGCCAAACAAAUAUAUGUUUCAAUUUCAAAGUAUUUGGAUAUCGAAAGUUUUGCAGUAAUAUCGAUAUUUGACUCAAUGUUCUGUCACAAUAAAUGGAUUCAUGCCGCCUGUUAAGCGGAACUGUAUCACUCAUUCAGCUUAAUAAAAAUUAAUAUAAUGUUUUGUUAACAUACACAGAUAUAUUCAAACCUAUCCUGUGUUAUCGAUUGUAGAAUAGGGCCCUACACGAAACAAAAUGUAAAAUGCUAUACCCAAAAUUCGAAACAUUAAGUGAAGUGACUUAAUUCCAAGUUCGUAUAUUUCUGAUAUACGCAUGAAGUUAGCUUUAUCGUUAAAUUCUCGUGUUACAGAAUUACCAGUUUAAUUAUUACUCUCAAUUGAGGCUAGGAGUCAUGAAAUAAAACCGACCCCCAUAAACAGUCAAA
This is a messenger RNA of Acanthaster planci (crown-of-thorns starfish), 2018 nucleotides long. RefSeq lists its product as uncharacterized. Gene Ontology annotation, biological process: lipid transport; lipoprotein metabolic process. Gene Ontology annotation, cellular component: membrane; extracellular region. The record is from RefSeq and is a predicted model, not a curated record. Gene Ontology annotation, molecular function: lipid binding. NCBI's taxonomy places the organism in Eukaryota, Metazoa, Echinodermata, Asteroidea, Valvatida, Acanthasteridae.